Molecule: messenger RNA, 3804 nt
Organism: Hippocampus zosterae (dwarf seahorse)
Lineage: Eukaryota; Metazoa; Chordata; Actinopteri; Syngnathiformes; Syngnathidae
Gene: atp8b3
Product: ATPase phospholipid transporting 8B3
Exons: 29
Coding region: 358-3702 (1114 amino acids)
Biological process (GO): Golgi organization; phospholipid translocation
Cellular component (GO): plasma membrane
Molecular function (GO): magnesium ion binding; ATP hydrolysis activity; ATP binding
Source: RefSeq, a predicted model, not a curated record
UCAGAGAAGCUUGCCAACCAACCAUCACAUUUUUGCUUCAAUUUUUGUUUCAUAAUCUCACCACCAGCCAGGAUGAACAAACCCACGUUUCACCUUUGCAUUCCCAUGGUCCAAACAAUCCUCCUGGGGGUGUAAACCACAUCUGGCGGAAAGAAAACCAUCUCUUACAUCAUCCAAACUGCCAACCUGCUGUGUACACAUACAGGUGUACUGUGUAUGAGGACUUACAGCGUGAUGCAAGACACACCUGGGAGCGCUAUGGGCGUGGUUGUGUUACAUCACGACUGUACGAGCUGCGAGAAAGAAGGGACAUGAGCCAAAAAGCGUGUCACCAAUGCUUUGCAAAAUGUCUCGGCCAUGCUGAACAGCGCAGUACAUGCUGUACACGUCCAUAAACAGCUCGUCCUCCUCUUCAUCAUGGAUAAGGACAGUGCAGAAUCAGGUCUCACGUGGCAGGUGAGGGCCAACCAACGUUGCUACCACAAGCGCCAGCAGAAGAAAUCCUUUCUGGGCCUUCGUUGGGGGCGUUGCUCGGACAACCAGGUGCGCAGCUAUAAGUACUCAGUCCUCACCUUCCUGCCGAUGACGCUGUUUGAGCAGUUCCAGCGCGCCGCCAAUCUCUACUUUCUCUUCAUGAUGGCGUUGCAGUGCGUCCCCAUCAUCUCGUCCAUCCAGUGGUACAUCUCCAUCAUCCCGCUGCUCCUCAUUCUGUCAGUGAGAGGCGUAAAAGACCUCAUUAACGACAUGGGGCGGAGACGCAGUGACGCGGAGGUCAACUCGCGACCGUGUGACGUGCUCAUUUCCCAGAGCUUCACUACGUUGCACUGGAAGGAUCUGUGCGUGGGAGAUAUCGUGCGCAUCCACAAAGACCAAACCAUUCCUGCAGAUGUUGUGCUCCUGUGCAGCUCCGAACCACACAGUCUGUCCUAUGUGGAAACGGCUGACAUUGAUGGCGAGACGAACCUGAAGAGCCGACAGGCUCUCGCUGUGACGCAUGACCGGUUGACAUCGGAACCCUCCGAGUGUCUGCUUGCCAACUUUGACGGCGUGGUUUUCUGCGAGGAACCCAAUGACGGCAUGCACGCCUUUCGAGGGCAGCUGCACUGGAGAGGCGAGCGUUUCCUGUUGGACAUUGAACAUCUACUCCUUAGGGGCACCGUCCUACGAAACACAUUGAUGGCCUACGGUUUGGUCAUAUACACCGGUGCCGACACAAAGAUCCUGAGGAACUGUGGCAAAAUACGGGCAAAAAGAACUCGCUUGGAGAAGACUCUCAACAGAGUGGUGAUCGGGAUAAUGGUGUUUUUGCUAAUGGCCGUCCUUCUUCUGGCCAUUGGCUGCGGGGUGUUUACAAGCCGGGUCAUGAUCCAUAAAGGGUUUCUGUCUGCUCUGGUUAUCAACGGUGACCCGGUCUACACGGGCUUCCUGGUCUACUGGAGCUACUUCAUGCUGCUCAGCCCGGCCGUGCCCAUCAUGCUUUAUGUCACCUUUGAGAUGAUCCAAACAUUCCACAGCAAGUUUAUUAAUUGGGAUUUGGAGAUCUACUGGUGUCAGGGAGAUUGCCCAGCACAGGCCCGGAACACCUCGCUGUGUGAAGAGCUGGGUCAAGUGGAAUACCUGCUGAGUGACAAAACUGGAACUUUAACGCAAAAUCGUCUGCUAUUCAGGCAAUGCUGCAUCGCUGGCGAGAUCUAUGGUGAUUCUUCAGCAAGGGCAGAGGACAUAGAGCCGAUGGACCUCACCUGGAAUCCGUUGUCCCGUGGUGGUCUGUACAUGUGGGCACCGACCCUGGUGGAGCGUCUCCGAGCGCAAAAGUGUCCGACGGUCAGGCGAUUCUUCACUGCACUGACUGUGUGUCACACUGUCAUGGCCCAGUGGAAAGACGAUGCUCCAGUUUACCAAGCAGCGUCUCCUGAUGAGGAGGCACUUGUCAGCGCCGCCAGGGAGCUGGGUUGGGUCUUCCUGUCCAGAACGCGAGAUGAUAUGGUUAUCUCCGAGAUGGGUGUCACGCGUCAUUAUAAGCUGCUGGCGUUGGUUGACUUCACCAGCCACAGAAGACGGAUGUCAGUACUGGUCCGGGAGCCAGAGGGGGCUUUAAAACUGUACUGUAAGGGAGCUGACAUAGUGAUACUGGAGAGGCUGCAGAGGGACUGUGCACAUCUUGAGAGCACUGAACAAGCCUUGGAGCUGUUUUCCAAGGCCAGUCUGAGGACCUUGUGCAUUGCUGUUCGAUCGGUUUCGGAGACAUCAUGGGAGCAGUGGAGUAGAACUCUAGCUCAGGCUGCUGCGAUGCCGACCUUUGACCGCAAUGCUCUGCUAGAGAAGCUUCAUAAUGAGAUGGAGCGAAAUCUCCAGCUUUUAGGGGUUACAGCCAUAGAGGACCGACUCCAGGAAGGCGUUCCCGAGACGAUUUCUCUCCUUAAACAGGCUGGGAUUAAAGUAUGGGUUCUUACGGGGGACAAAAAAGAGACGGCAGUCAACAUUGGAUAUGCCUGUAAACUCCUGGAUCCUGACACGAGAUUACUGGAAUGGCAAGAGUUGAGACAGAUCCUCCAAUCGCCAGACCCGGGAGGCCAUUUCCACAAAAUCCAACAGACAGAGCUGUGGGCGGUUGAAAAGGACAAGCCAGGCGUACAGACUGCUGUGGUCCUGACUGGACCUGAGCUGACAGAUUUUGACCAGAGACCAGAGUGGGGCGCCAAGUUCAUGAGCCUAGCCCGACAGUGUCAGACGGUGUUGUGCUGCCGGGUAACACCUGGCCAGAAGGCGGACAUUGUUAAUUUGGUCAGGAAGCACACAAGCUCUAUCACGUUGUCCAUCGGAGAUGGUGCCAAUGAUGUAAACAUGAUCAAGACGGCCCACAUCGGCGUGGGACUGACCGGAGUGGAGGGAGGUCAAGCUGUACAGAGCGCAGAUUUUUCAUUGUCUCGUUUCAGAUUCCUGCAGAAGCUUCUGCUAGUCCACGGGCGCUGGUCGUAUCGGCGCAUCUCCCUCUUCCUGCGCUACUUCCUGUUCAAGACAUGUAGCUUUGCGCUAGUGCACCUGUGGUUUGGCAUCUUCAAUGGCUACAGUGCUCAGUCUUUGUAUGAGACAUGGUUCAUUGCAUUUUACACUACCUUCUACACAUCAGUCCAGAUUUUCUUUGUGGCCAUCUUUGAAAAGGAUGUGAGCGCAGAGAGCAGCCUCAGGUGGCCUGAGCUUUACAAGUGUGGACAGAGGCAGGAGCUUUCCGGGCCCCUGGUGUUGUUUACGUCACUCCUAUACGCCCUCUAUGCUUCACUUGUUCUCUUCUUCAUUCCGUGUGGAGUCUACUACGACACUGCCGUCGACUACCAGACCAUGGCGGUCACUGUGUCCAUGGCAGCCGUAUUUACUGCCAACAUAGAGAUCGUGCUGUUGACUAGACACUGGACAAAGUUCAGUAUAGGAGCCGUGUGUGUUUCUGUGCUGCUCUACUUCAUCUGCUCCAGGAUCACACAUAGCAAGUUCCUGUUCCAGAGUUCACCGGCUGAUUAUUUAUUUUACGGUGCGUCUGACGAGGCCUUCACAGAUCCAGUCGUGUGGCUCACAGCUCUGCUCACUGCCUGGACAGCAGUCUUGCCCUCAAUGACAUUCCUCACUCUCGAUGUCAUCCGAACUGUCCACGCUAAACAUAAGGUUCACAGCAUGUCCCACCAGCCAGUGGAACUGAGGACACAGUGAAAAAGGAAGACUUCUCUUUGCCAUUCUUCAUCAAUCAAGGACCUGUUUGAAGCACAUUCGUGGAUGUAGGGAUGGCCAUGAAUGAAAAAUACAGUGGUGGAA